AUGGGUGUUUACGGUGGCCUAGGACCUAUGACCAAUGCCGUGCUUUGGGUUCAGGUUGUCGUAUUUGCUAUAUUUGUAGGGCUAAGGCUCUACACAAGGAAGUUUAUCUUGAACGCAGUCGGUGCUGACGACUAUCUAGCCGUUGUCUCACUGAUUCUCCAAAUUGUGUACACGGUUUUCGUGACCGUGGCAAGCACCUACGGCCUUGGACAGAAGCUUGCUGCUGUCGGGGACCCAGAUGUCUACUUUACAGCAGUUAAGUAUGAGCUGUUCAGUCAAGUGGCCGGACUUAUGGUCAUUGGGGUUGGAAAAGGAGCCGUGGGAGUGUUCCUCCUUCGCAUUGUUCGAAAUCACAUUCAGAUCUGGUUUAUCCGGGUCUGCCUUGCAAUCACUGCAUUUAUCACCUUGUUUGCUAGUGUGACCGUCAUUGUGCGAUGUACCCCGGUAGAGAGGAGCUGGAAUCCAACUGUUCCGGGAACGUGCUGGCUUGACUUUUCUAAGGUUGGCUACACUGUUGGCUCAUGGUUUGUCGCAGCUGACUUUUCCUUCGCCAUUCUCCCAUGGUUCGUUGUCUGGGAUCUCAACAUGAAACAAAAAGAGAAGAUCACCGUGGCAUUAGGUCUGAGUCUUGGAAUCUUCGCUGGAGUCUGUGGAAUAGUCCGAACUGUAGCUCUUUCUGGACUGAAUGCGUCUGAGUACAUAUAUGAUACUGUACCAAUGCUCAUCUGGUCUGCCACCGAGAGUACCGUGACGAUCAUGUGCUCAACGAUCCCCGUUCUUCGACCUCUAUACAUUCGCGUCAGAUACGGCAAGGAUGGCAAAGACAGCAGCAACCGUGGCAACAGUUCCUACAAGCUUCCCUUGUAUGGGAGUGGCCGGAAGUAUGGCAUACUUUCGAUUCCUGGCCCGGGUACAUCAGUUAUCGAGAAGAAGGGUGGCGCAUACCAAACUACCGUCAUGAAACACCAAAAAGGCAAUAACAGUGACGAAACCAUUCUUCGUGGGGCUGCUGGCAUUGAGAGGACGGACGAAAUCUCUGUCACAUAUGAGCCAUAUGGUAAAAAGUACUAG
Penicillium nucicola is the source of this 1071-nucleotide messenger RNA. RefSeq lists its product as uncharacterized. Lineage: Eukaryota; Fungi; Ascomycota; Eurotiomycetes; Eurotiales; Aspergillaceae. The record is from RefSeq and is a predicted model, not a curated record. The transcript has 5 exons. Bases 1 to 1071 code for a protein of 356 amino acids.